CUUCCCCUUUUCAGGGCCUUCCCUGCAGCAUUUGCCCGGGAACUCUGGCUGUGACACCCACCCUUUGGGUCCAGCGGGCACCCUGGGAGCAUGGCAGACGAAGACCUCAUCUUCCGCCUGGAGGGCGUUGAUGGCGGCCAGACCUCCGGGGCUGGCCACGACGGGGACUCUGACGCAGACAGCGAUGAUGAGGAAGGCUACUUCAUCUGCCCCAUCACCGAUGACCCCAGGACACAUCAGAAUGGCAACUCCAAGGUCAAUAACUACUGCGGCAACCUAGUGAAAAGUGAGCAGUGCAGCUUCAGCGCCUCCCCGGGGAGCUCCUUCAGCUUUAAGGAAGCUUGGAAGCAUGCAAUCGAGAAGGCCAAGCACAUGCCCGACCCCUGGGCUGAGUUCCACCUGGAGGACAUUGCCACCGAGUACGCCACGCGUCACAGGUACAACGCCGUCACCGGGGAGUGGCUGGAGGACGAGGUCCUGGUGAAGAUGGCCUCUCAGCCCUUCGGCCGUGGAGCAAUGAGGGAGUGCUUCAGGACGAAGAAGCUGUCCAACUUCCUGCACGCCCAGCAGUGGAAGGGGGCCUCCAACUACGUGGCAAAGCGCUACAUCGAGUCGGUGGACAGGGAUGUGUACUUUGAGGACGUGCGUCUACAGAUGGAGGCCAAGCUCUGGGGAGAGGAGUAUAAUCGGCACAAGCCCCCCAAGCAGGUGGACAUCAUGCAGAUGUGUGUGGUGGAGCUGAAGGAGAGGCCGGGCGCACCCCUCUUCCACCUGGAGCACUACAUCGAGGGCAAGUACAUCAAGUACAACUCCAACUCGGGCUUUGUCCGUGACGACUUGCGCCUGACGCCGCAGGCCUUCAGCCACUUCACAUUUGAGCGUUCGGGCCAUCAACUGAUUGUGGUGGACAUCCAGGGUGUGGGUGACCUCUACACCGACCCACAGAUCCACACCGAGAAGGGCACUGACUUUGGAGAUGGCAACCUAGGUGUCCGGGGCAUGGCGCUUUUCUUCUACUCCCACGCCUGCAACCAGAUUUGCAAGAGCAUGGGCCUCACUCCCUUCGACCUCUCGCCAAGAGAGCAGGAUGCAGUGAAUCAGAACACCAAGCUGCUGCAAUCAGCCAAGACCAUCUUGAGGGGGACAGAAGAAAAGUGUGGGAGCCCCCAAGUGAAGACCCUCUCUGGGAGCCGGCCACCCCUGCUUCUCCGCCUUUCAGAGAACUCUGGAGACGAGAACAUGAGUGACGUGACCUUCGACUCUCUCUCUUCCUCCCCAUCUUCAGCCACACCGCACAGCCAGAAGCUGGACCACCUCCAUUGGCCUGUGUUCAGCGACCUCGAUAACAUGGCCCCCCGAGAUCACGACCAUCUGGACAACCACCGGGACUCUGAGAACAGUGGGGACAGCGGAUACCCCAGUGAGAAGCGGGGUGAGCUGGAUGACGCACAGCCCCAAGAACAUGGCAACUCAAACAGUAACCGGAGGUACGAGUCGGAUGAAGACAGCCUGGGCAGCUCCGGACGGGUCUGUGUGGAGAAGUGGAAUCUCGUUAACUCCUCCCGCCUCCACCUGCCGAGGCCUUCGGCUGUGGCCCUGGAAGUGCAAAGGCUUAAUGCUCUGGACCUUGAAAAGAAAAUCGGGAAGUCCAUUUUGGGGAAGGUCCACCUGGCCAUGGUGCACUACCAUGAGGGCGGGCGCUUCUGCAGGGAGAAUGAAGAAUGGGACCGCGAGUCGGCCGUCUUCCACCUGGAGCAUGCGGCCAACCUGGGCGAGCUGGAGGCCAUCGUGGGCCUGGGACUCCUGUACUCGCAGCUGCCCCACCACAUCCUGGCUGAUGUCUCUCUGAAGGAGACAGAAGAAAAUAAAACCAAAGGAUUUGAUUACUUACUGAAGGCAGCUGGAGCUGGCGACAGACAGUCCAUGAUCUUGGUGGCACGGGCCUUUGACACUGGCCAGAAUCUCAGCCCAGACAGGUCCCAAGACUGGCCAGAGGCUCUGCACUGGUACAACACUGUCCUGGAGACAACGGACUGUGACGAGGGCGGUGAGUAUGACGGGAUGCAAGACGAACCCCGGUACAUGCUGCUGGCCAGGGAGGCUGAGAUGCUGUUCGCAGGCGGCUUCGGGCUGGAGAAGGACCCGCAGAGAUCAGGCGACUUGUACACCCGGGCGGCCGAGGCGGCGAUGGAAGCCAUGAAGGGCCGGCUGGCCAACCAGUACUACCAGAAGGCCGAGGAGGCCUGGGCGCGGAUGGAGGAGUAGCGGCCGGGCCGCCUGCGGGCCAGGCCCAGCGACAGGGCUGCACGGGAAAAGGACCCACAGGCUACUUAGGGGUCCCUUGGGGGGAAGGGGCAAGUAUUUUUAGUGUGUUGUAAAUCUACUUUUGUAUGUUUCUUUGACUCUUGAAAAUGACUUUGCUCUCAGCAGAGACACUGUAGCUGUCCCCCAGGGCAGUAUUUUGGGGGAGUGGGGAUUGAAAAAUCAGCCUAACGGACCAGCAUAUCGUUUUGAGGCCCUCGUUUUGUUUUGUCACGAGAUGUGAGAAAGUGCUUUUCUGCCUUGGAAAACACUAGGGCUUCGCUCACCGGCGCCUUCAGGCCGGACGGCAGUCUCAGGCCCACAGAGCCCGAGUUUCCUGAGCCGGAGGGGGCUGUGUGGCUGCGCGCGAGCUCUCCGUGGGGGCGUGGACGGUCCCGACAGUGCACAGCCUCCCCUCAGCGUUCGGAAGCAUGCACGGCGUAGCUCUGAACGUGAGGUGGUGCGACACCCUGGCCCCCUUCUGCCAUGGCGGAGGGUCCGGCCCACACACGGACUGUUUUCUCAUCUUGUAGUUCAACUUCCCGAAAUGGCAGCUGAUUUCCUGGAAUACAGCCAAAUUCCAUUUUUAAGCAUGCUUUCUACAAUGGGCUUUACAAAACAGUUUGAUGUUUGCAUGCACCCACUGGCUGCCUCUGACUGCUCUGUAAGCUAGUGUAGAAGUGGGUGUACCUGGAGAUUUUCCCGUGGGAGGACUGGCCUGGCAUGGUGAAGGCCUUCCUCAAGCGGCCCUGUCCUCUGCGCCUCUGGCGGCAUCCACAGUGUGACUCAAGUGCCCCUGGUACAGGAUUCCUUCGUGUUCUCUCAGCAUCUGAUGUCCAGCCCUCAUCCUUGGCAUCUUCUGCUUGAAGCGAGGCGGAUUUUCUUGUCAGUCACAGCAGGAUGGACUCAGCAGCGGCACCUUGAGGUUUACCUCCCACGUUGGAGAAUGAGAGAGCAGGAACUAACGAUAGUUUCCACAUGGCCAGACAGUGGCUAAUUGUACAUAAUGAGCUUUUUCUUUAAAAAGACCUCAGUAGCAGUAGGAUUUCAGUUGGUAUUUCAAAUAGCAAAGAAAACACUGCUUUGAUCACCAGGUGGUUAAGGAGCUUCUCUUUAUUUGUUGAAAAGUCAAAACAUAAAGCAGAGUGUGACAUAUAAACCAUUCUGAUCUGUUCAUUGAAAAGGCCUUGCUGUGGAGCCAUGAACCUGUGCAAGCACUGGGUUCCAAAGUCCAGUGUGCCCCAGAGAAAAACCAAGCAGAGCUAAAAUCACCCUUAGCGUACCUAUAAAUGACAGUAUCCCUCGUUUGUAUGUGGACUUGUCACAGCCAGUUCCCUUUAGAAGUUAGAGCUGAUCACUCUUUUUCCAUUUGCAGCAGAUCAAGUAGUAGUUUUUUGUUUUUUAAACCAGUGCAUACAGUUAAAUUGCAUAUAUUAAAUGUAAGCCACAAGCAACUUUAUUGUGACUUAAUAUCUUCAAAGUAAUCAAGCCUCAUAUAAUUCAUGCUCCUUUGUUGUUAUUAAUUCAGCCAAUCUGCUCUUUCUGAGACUAUGAUGCAAAUUCCUGACCACCUCUGUCCUUUCUUAGUUACACGCAUUAGUGUUUUCCUUUAACACGGGGGAUCGGCAAACUUUUUUUUGUAAAAGGCCAGAUAGUAAAUGUUUUAGGCUCUGUGGGCCAUAUGGGCUUGGCAGGGCCUCAGUCCUGCUGUGGUAGAGCAGAAGCAGCCAUGGACAAUACCUAAACCAAUGGGUGUGGCUGGUGUUCCAAUAAAACUUUAUUACCAAAGCAGGUGGCCUGCUUGGGCUGUAGUUUUCCCACCCCUGCUCUAAUCCUUGACUGGGAGCUACUAUAUUAAGUUCUAGGAAUGAGGUAUCACAAUUUUCCAACUGCCAGCUCAAACACACUGUGCCUUGGCACAGAGUAGGCACUCAAUAAAUGUGAACAAAUGGAGAGCCAAUGCUAGUCACUGCACUCACUCUUUGUAGCUCUGGUUCCUCCAUCCAGUUAAUGAUUCAUUGUCUGGAUUGGCUUGAACCACCACCCCUGCAUUUCCACCCAGCCACCCAUAUGGCCUUAGUGUCAGCUGUUGGUGCCCUCUUCUCCAAGAGGUUGCAGUGGCCUGGAUAUAGGUUUAAGCAAAUGCUUCCUUAAGGACCAUUGAGAGUAGGAUGAUCUGUAGGAUGUUGAGGUCCUUCCGAGCCAGCAGAACUUCACCUUCAAAAACCUAGUUUUGUGCCUUCUAAAACUGGUUAGGGCAUCAUCUUUUACCACAAAUGCUGAGCAUGCAAACAACUGCCGCCCCCCCACCCCCUGCCAAAUCCCAGGACAGUCCAGCCCCACUAGAAAAUAUCAGACUGUCUUCAAGUGCAAGAAGCAGAUGACAGUCUUUGAGAUUAGAUAAGGAGAGUUGGGGAUAUCUGGUACCUUUGAUCACAGAUGGAGAAACGGAGGUUCUGGAAGGUAGAACCUUUCACAGUGACACUGCUGGUUGGCUGCUAAGCUGGAGUUGGGAUUUGAGAGCUGCUGUUAUGUAGAAGAUCCUGGGAAUAAAAUUUAAAGUUAAACUGGACUGUAAUGUCCCUUUCAGUUUUGCUACAGGUGGGGAAAAAAAGCCUUGGCCCUGGCCCUGUAGCUCAGUUGGUUAGAGUAUCGUCCCAAUACACCAAGGUUGCAGGUUUGAU
Molecule: messenger RNA, 4985 nt
Organism: Miniopterus natalensis
Lineage: Eukaryota; Metazoa; Chordata; Mammalia; Chiroptera; Miniopteridae
Source: RefSeq, a predicted model, not a curated record